Trypanosoma rangeli is the source of this 2277-nucleotide messenger RNA. Its product is annotated as putative acyl-CoA binding protein. Gene Ontology annotation, biological process: fatty acid metabolic process. Lineage: Eukaryota; Euglenozoa; Kinetoplastea; Trypanosomatida; Trypanosomatidae. The record is from RefSeq and is a predicted model, not a curated record. Gene Ontology annotation, molecular function: fatty-acyl-CoA binding. Bases 1 to 2277 code for a protein of 758 amino acids. The transcript has a single exon.
AUGGCCAUGUGGAUUCACGGUCGGUGCAUGGGGGAGCCCGUAACGUUCCUUCUACAGACUCCUGACGGGCAGCCGACGGACGCGUCCGCGUUUUUGGAUGCCGUUUGUCACAUGCUUCAAACAGAGACCUCAGUGCACGCUGCGGCGCGGCACGUGUAUCGCCCCCUGUCCGUAUAUGUGAGUCUUCUGGGCGAUCCCGACGCAGAGCCCGCGAGCACGGAGGACGACAUGGAGGCCUUGCUGGACGAAUGGCCGCUGCUUUACCUGGCGCUUGUCAUGGAGCAUGAGGAGGCUGCCGCGGCGGUAUUGGAGUUUCAUCAGCAGCACGCCGUCACUGUACUGGAGCAUAUCCUGAGUGAAAACAACCGCCUAGCCUUAUUGAGGGCCGCUGCAGAAGAGAGUACCUCCUUCAAAUGUGUUGGAGAAACGCACAAUAACAUUAUGGAGUGCCAAGUAGUAAACGAGUUAGGUGGGACUAUUGUUCUCUUCACUGCCCAGGAAACCGGUGACGCACAGCUGCGAAGCAGCGGCGACACUCAACACACCAAACAACUAACUUUAUCGGUGGAUGCAAACGAGCCUGUAUUGAGCGUCAUCUGGGUUACAGCGGCUCUGAAGCCAUUCUUGCAGUGCCUCUUGUAUGAACGGAACCAUUUGAUGUGGAGAAACACAGAUGCCAAGACGGAGGAGGGGAAAGACUCGGCAUUUGGGUUUGCCACAUGCAUUGUUAAAGCACAUUGUGAUGCUUUGGUUGAGUUUUAUACUCGAUUUCCUGGCAUCGUAGUGGAGUACGAUGUCCUGUACGAGGUCUGUAAUGGCAACCUUGUCCUUCUCUUGGAUCUGCUAGGGGCCUACUCUGGCCUCUUGCUGCCCGUCGUGCGUGGAACCCGCAUCUACGACGUAGGAAACAAUUUGCAUGGGAGUCCGGCACACUCAACAGGCAGGGAGGCCUCUCAUGGCGGCAGUGUGCCCCGCAGUUGUUGCUCACAGCCAGCGGCAACACCGCCAUUCUUGUUGUCGUUUAGGCCGCAAGAACACCAGCGACUGGCUUUUCUCGUAAUGUGGACAAAUUACCGAGAGAAGGCGUCUAUGGAGCGCAAACUACCAGGAUCCGCGCGCAACAACCACGAGGCCAGCGUUCUAAGUAACUUUCGCGUCACGCUGUUAAACCUUAAGAAAAGUGGGUACGUGGUGCCCUCAAACUCCCUGUGGAGUGGGCUUAUUUUUGUCCUCUCCCGCCUUGUCUCACGCGAGUGUUGCCUUGAACGAUUUCUAGACAUCAUUGAGGAGGAUAACUUUGCCGCCUGCUCCGGUAAAAUGCCCGUCACUUUUAUUGCAGCUCUCGUGGCCGGUGCCGUGGUGGCCGCAUUCUUCCCCAGCGGAAAGUACAUGCAAUUGAUGUGCCAAAAAGUGGAGGUGCUGCUGGUGGAUGUCCCUGGUGGGGCCUCGCCCCUGCGACCGUACAUUCUUUCUCAGCCGGCGAAUCACACGGAGCGGUUUGAGGGGCUGUGGCUGGCAGAAACUCCCUUCUCACCGGCCAGGAAGUUCCAGUCUAGGGCGGAAAUGUUGUACGCGGCCCUGGUGGAUAUGGUGCUGUGCAGCGCUGAAAAGAUGUGGGCGACAGACGAUGCCUUUCCUAGCAGCAGCGAAUCUGCCAAGGCGCAACGUUCCCUGCGAAAAUGGAUAAGCAUGUGCCGAAACUUCUUUCAAGACCUGCGAGAUAGGCCAGCGGCUUGGCAGAGUGGACACACCUUAUCGCGUGCGUCUGCUGAAGGCGAGGUGCCAGCGGAGGCGGGCACGGCAUCCGCCGACGAUAUGAUUGAGGAAGAUGAAAGUUCCGUCCUGCAGCGCGUGUGUCAACAAAUGCGUCUGCAGCUCCAGCAAGGCGCCACACCGUUGCCAGCCAUUUACGCGGCCCUGUACACAGAGGGGACGGCUGAGGCAAAGACAGCGACUGACGAUGGUGCGGCUUCGGACGAUGCGGGGAAAACGGCUGCCCAGCGCGGCGUCCGGGACGACUUUGAAGCCGCUCAGGCCCUCUUCGCCGCCAUGGCGCAGCAGGUCAACGAUGACAUUAAACUGACGUUCUACGGUCUCUACAAGCAGGCAACCACCGGCGAUGUUAACGUUUCCAAGCCGUGGGUAAUGGACUUCGUCGGCCGCGCUAAGUGGGAUGCGUGGAAUCGGCUUCGCGGAAUGAGCCCGGACGAGGCAAUGCGCCGGUACACCGCAGAGUUGCACACGCUGCUAGUCUCCGGCACAAGCGGCAGCGCCUAA